AUGAUCCGCACUUCCAGGCCGCCCUCCGUCCACAGCACAACCGACCCCGGCGACCCGCUCUCUCUCAUCCUCCGUCCUCCCACGAGCGAGACCGAACGCGACCGCGUCCUGCGACUCCAGCGAGAGGCCGACGCGAAGAGGAUCAGCGACAGCAUCGACGAGGAGCUCAAGCUCGACCGGGAACGGUACAAGAAGAGCAAGCAGGAUGUCAAGCUCCUCCUCCUCGGCCAGGCCGAAUCCGGCAAGUCGACGCUCCAGAAGCAGUUUCAACUCAUCUAUAACCCGACGUCUCUGGAGGAAGAGCGCCUCUCCUGGCGCGUCGUCAUCUACUACAACAUCGUCCGCCCCGUGCUGCGCAUCUUAGAAUCUCUCGAUCUGUUCGCAGAGGCAGACUCGGACGACGACACCACCACCGAGAAGACUCAGGGCAACCAGGCACCGCGCCCUCCACCAUCGCCAUCGCCCUCGAUGGACCAACAGAUCUCGCUUCUCCGCUUACGUCUCUCCCCUCUUACGGCGCUUGACUCCCAGCUCGCCGACCGUCUCUCUGGGGGUGUCGCCGUUUCCGGUUCGGGCAAGGGCAGUGUUUUCGUUCGGUCGGGAUGGCAAUCACGGACCUUCGGGCUCUCAUUUGGCAAGGCACGGGAGCGCGCGAACAGCGGGCGCGGGCGCUUCAGCUUCACCGAGGUGGAAAAGGACAAGCUAGUCGAUGAGGCUGCGACGAUCAUCCAUUCGUGUCAGGACGACAUCCGAGAGCUGUGGCAGCAUCCAGCAGUGAAGCGGCUGAGAGACAAUCGCAAACUUCGCUUAGAUGAGUGGGCUGAAUAUUUCCUCAACAACAUUGAGCGCGUUUCUCAGUCAAACUACUCUCCAACCAUCGACGACAUUCUGCAUGCCAGGAUUCAAACUAUGGGUGUUGCUGAACAUAUUUUUGAAGUCCCGUUGCACGGUCGGCCAGUUACUUGGCAUCUAUACGACGUGGGUGGAGCUCGGGGUCAGAGACAUACUUGGAUUCCGUAUUUCGAUGACGCCACCGCCAUCAUAUUCUUGGCCCCUGUUAGCGCAUUUGAUCAGUAUUUGGCGGAGGAUCCACGAGUGAACAGGGUGGAUGACUCACUGCAACUAUUCAAGCAAAUAUGCUCCAACCCACUGCUCAAGAACGCGCAUCUAGUCCUCUUCCUUAACAAGGCCGACGUGCUGGCAAGUAAGCUGGCCAAAGGCGUUAAAGUAAACAAAUACAUUACAUCGUACGGCGAGCGGCCAAACGAGGUCGAAUCGGUCGUUUCCUACUUCAAGGCACACUUCACGCAAGUGCACACGAAGAACAAUGAGAACAAGCGGGUCUUAUAUACCCAUCUGACGAGCGUCGUGGAUACCAAGGCGAUGCAGAGCAUCAUCUCGAACGUACGAGAUUCGAUCUUCCGUGAUUACCUCAAGUCCGCGGCGCUCGUCUGAUUCCUGUGGACAUCCUACUACCUGUUGGUCUCCAUCUCAUCACGUCGCCUCCCGCGCAUACACUACACCACACACGCUUUCGGACUGCCUUGUCUUCUAAUUGUCUUUAUUGUUCUUCAAAUUGCACAUCCACCCCGAUAUCCCCGCGCGAACCUGCCUGUCCGGCGGAUGCACCGCCGGACGCGCGCACCGCGUUGUUGUUUUACGUAGCAUGAUCUUCUGCACCGCCUUCGAUUUCAUUCUCAUCAUGAUGUCUGUCCCACGUUCACGGCUGUAUUCCCAAACCUACCUCAUUGGCCUCAUCUGUCGUACUUGGGCCUUGUACUUAUUGUUUGUUUUGCGUUUCUUGCCACGAUUGAUGCCCUACUACUGUAGCUUUCUGGACGUUUUAUUAGACGUAAAGGAAUCCGGUGCCGUACAAGCAUCAUGAUAUGACCUUC
Molecule: messenger RNA, 1895 nt
Organism: Postia placenta MAD-698-R-SB12
Lineage: Eukaryota; Fungi; Basidiomycota; Agaricomycetes; Polyporales; Adustoporiaceae
Exons: 11
Coding region: 1-1455 (484 amino acids)
Biological process (GO): adenylate cyclase-activating G protein-coupled receptor signaling pathway
Cellular component (GO): heterotrimeric G-protein complex
Molecular function (GO): guanyl nucleotide binding; G protein-coupled receptor binding; GTPase activity
Source: RefSeq, a predicted model, not a curated record